Molecule: messenger RNA, 867 nt
Organism: Stereum hirsutum FP-91666 SS1
Lineage: Eukaryota; Fungi; Basidiomycota; Agaricomycetes; Russulales; Stereaceae
Product: Metalloprotease
Exons: 5
Coding region: 1-867 (288 amino acids)
Molecular function (GO): metallopeptidase activity
Source: RefSeq, a predicted model, not a curated record
AUGUUGUUCUCCGGCGCCCUCUCCCUCCUCUUCUCUGCCGUGCUCGCUUCGGCGACACCGUUCACCGCCGUCGCUCUGAACGCUACCGUCGCGGAUCCUCGUGUUUGCGGGACUAGUAUCUCCGAGACCAAAAUGGCGGAAGUGGAGAGGAACUUCACCGCCGUGUCUGCGCUCAGGACGAACGCGGCCCUCGCUUCGACCAUCAAAGUCUACUUUCACGUCAUUGCGAAGGAUACGACCGCGUCGGGAGGAUACCUCUCAGAUGCAUUGAUCGCGGACCAGAUCGACGUCCUGAACGCGGACUAUGCCAGCAGCGGCUUGUCCUUCAGCCUCGCUGCUACCACUCGUACCGUCAACUCUGACUGGUUCAACAACGCCGGACCCGACAGCUCUCAGCAGACAGCCAUGAAGACCUCGCUCAGGACCGGCGGCUCUGCCGAUCUCAACCUCUACAGCGUCGGAUUCACCGCUGGCACCGGCAAAGGUCUGCUCGGAUAUGCGACCUUCCCGUGGGACUACUCGAGCGCGGCGAAAGAUGACGGUGUCGUUUUCCUGUUCUCUUCCGUGCCGGGCGGAGGGACCGCGAAUUAUGAUGAGGGGAGGACCAUCACGCACGAAGUCGGACACUGGGUUGGAUUAUACCAUACUUUCCAAGGCGGAUGCUCAGGCUCCGGAGAUAGUGUCAGUGAUACCCCAGCAGAGUCUACCGCUGCGUAUGGAUGUCCUACUGGCCGUGACACCUGCUCGGCUUCUGGCGUCGACCCUAUCCACAAUUAUAUGGACUAUACCUACGAUUCUUGCAUGGAUGAGUUCACGGCAGGGCAGAUUUCGAGGUUCACGACACAGAUGAACAGUUACCGUCUGUAA